Ustilago hordei is the source of this 2505-nucleotide messenger RNA. RefSeq lists its product as uncharacterized. The transcript has 3 exons. Bases 1 to 2505 code for a protein of 834 amino acids. The record is from RefSeq and is a predicted model, not a curated record. Lineage: Eukaryota; Fungi; Basidiomycota; Ustilaginomycetes; Ustilaginales; Ustilaginaceae.
AUGACACAGUCUAAAUUUUGUGCAGUCAUACCAGAGCUCAAAAACGUAUUCAACGAUGUUACCACCCCCGUCGUUGACCAGCUUGCCACUGUCUACAACAACCUCACCUCGCGAUUCCCCACUUUCAAUAGCCCCAACCAGGCCCUUGCCGUGGUCAUCGUUCACCUCACACAAUCGCAUGUCAAGUGCUCCCGAGAUCCAGAGGUGAUCGGUACCAGCAUUCAUCUUGAAAACGGGUUUUAUCGACCCUACUGUGGUGACGCACCCAAUCGCUUCCUCACCUUUGUCUCUCACCUCAAUGCUGUCUAUGACAAACUCGAUGCAAACGAACCCCAGCCUUACUUUCGCAGCACCCCCAUUGUUCAGUCGAGUGGUACAGGCAAGACACGCAUGGUAAGCGCCGAGAGCAACGCCAAGGCUGGCUAUCCACUCCCAGACCAAGGCGUCCGAACCUACUUUGCCAAUGCACAGCGCGAUUAUUCCAGCAGGUGCGACCUUCAAGUGGCCUGCUUCCUUUGUGCCUGGUUCACCAUGCUUGCCCAAGCAUUGAGACCUUGGAAGACCGACGCCGAAAAGUAUCAACAUCUUUGCGAUCUCAAUCGAUUCGAACCAGUCACCCGUGACAAUGGUCUGCCCAAGCCUCUUGACCGCUAUCCCCGCAACAACCACUUCAAGGCCAUAUCUGAGCUCGCAGAGAGCGAUCUCCCAAUUGUACUCAAGCUCGUAGAGGGGAAAGCUUCCAAAUCCUUCCUAACACCCAGUUACGAAACGAUCUUUGACGUGGCUCUCCGGCAGCCUCUUAUCGAUCUCAACAAGCAGCUAAUUGCCGUGUCGCGUCAUCUGCACUCGGGUCAAGCCGAAGUGCCAGUGCCUCCAGUGCUGGUAGCCUUUGACAAAUGCAUCGAAAUGAUUGUCACCGAUCCCAACAUGCCCAACAAUCAGCUCAACAGCCUUCGCCGUGCUUGGAACUACGUUGGUAUGCUCCAGGAUAAAUACAAGACUUUGAGUUUCUGGUUGGUGCUCAUGAGCACCAGCAGCAGUGCCGCUUAUCUCGUCAAACACGUUGACGAUCAGGCCUCGCUCCGUCGAAGGAACUCGGCGCCUUUGCAUAUGUUUGUUGGCGUCGGUGUCGAUGUGCUUGCCGAGGAGCAACGUGCCCUCUCCUGUGCCUCGCAGGCGUCCUCGCAUGACCACCUCAUCCGAUAUGGACGGCCACUCUGGCCCGCACUCGAGAGUGGUGACUUCUGGGGCAGCGUCCUUGCCAAGCUUCAAGGCAAAAAGAAUUUCUCCGCAGACAACACGGCACAGUGCUUCAGUGUCAUGGCCUCGCAGCUUGCCCUGGGCCUUGUCCCAGUGCAUGAAGGCAGUGGCGCCCUCUUUGGCGAGCAAAAGCUCUUCAUGGACAAGACCAUGGACCGGCACAUGCAUAUGGGGAUGUAUGGAGAGCUAGCCUCGCACAUGGCCUUGGUUGUCGCCUGGGAUGCAGCAAAGCGCAAAGAGCUGGACGCGCUCAAGCAACAGAAAACAUCGGAGCAUGUCAAGGUGCUGACCCGCACGGUGCCUCUCGAAACCAUCCUUUCAGAGCUUGCUAACCUCGACAAGGCCAACGCUGACCAAUUGCGCCAACGCGUUGAAAGAGUGCAGCAGGAUGGCUCGUCCACCUGUCCGGCGCUGCAACGACCGCGGGCUGGAACAUCGGCAGCAGCAGCAUCAACAGUGGCAUGGACCAACUUUACGCAUUUUGAUGUGCUGCCCGAACAUAUCACCGAGAUCUCUCCCGAAUACCUGUGGUACUGUUGGAAGCGUGGAGUUGGACUGCAAAUGGCACACUCGCAGCAUGGCAUCGACGGCAUCCUCCCCGUCUUUAUGGGCAACCUCGAUCGGCCCUUUGUUACUCCCACUGGCACGCAGGAUGAUGCUGCCACCAGCAUCGAGAUGCACGCCGCAUGCUACAUGACCUACAUUGCAUGGGAGGCCAAGAAUCGCGACGAACCGCAGCCAGGAGCUGGAUCAGGUAAGCCGGAUGUAAUGCUCAAGCUCGCUGGACCAUCGAUUAUGCGCACCUCGCAUGCACUGCCGGGUGAAAAGCCACUCACCGAAAGGGCUCUGCUCUGCGUUCUGCUUGACCUGGGCACCUCAACAUCAUUUGCCAGCAAACCUAAAGGAUCCCGCCCGCAAGUGCAGACGAUCAAUGGCACUGAAUGCCCUCGACUCUGCAUCCAAGGUGUGACCAACAAGCACGCCUAUCCUUGCCUCGACAUUUUGAAGAUCCGAGCCAUCUUUGAGCAAAUCUUGACCACUCUUGCCAUGAUACCCACCUUCGAGAAGUUCAAUGUGGUGUCCAAUCCGAUUUGGAACGAUCGCAUCCAGCCUGCGCUGCCCUCGAUCUCGGCGACUGGAGCAUCCAAUCCACCACCAUCAGCAGCAGCAGCAGCAGCAGCAGCAGCAACAGAUGAUGAUAAUGGCACGGCUCAAUGCAAAAAACAGCGUAUGGAUCUGGAUUGA